CAUAGUUUUUCAACAAACAUCCAGCUAGUUCGUGUGCACUAGAUUGAAUUGACGCGGAAUGGUUUACCAAUAGUCAACACAAGGCGUCGCUCUCUCACCUCACACAAGUUUUCAAUGAUAUAGAAAGGACUUUUAUUUUGACAGGUUGGUCACGUUGCUGUUGCUUACGCACAGUCGGUGGAUUGAGGGUAUGUGGAAAGUAGGAAUGUCGGAGGAGGUUGGAAAAGCGUUACAAGCGGUGGUAGACAGGGUAAAUCAAGCCGCGGCACGUCGACCCAAGACGUUGCCCGUGGUGCCGCCCCGCCUGGUAGCUGUAAGUAAGACGAAACCACCCGACAUGGUGAUCGAGGCGUACCGAAAAGGACAUCGCAACUUUGGUGAAAACUAUGUGAAUGAACUUGUGGAUAAAGCUUCAAAUCUUCAGAUUUUAGAAUCAUGCCCAGAAAUCGAGUGGCAUUUUAUUGGCCAUUUACAGAAGAAUAAUGUCAACAAACUUUUGGGUGUACCAAACCUGUUCAUGGUGGAGACAGUGGACUCUGUCAAGUUGGCCGACAAGGUAAACAGCUCCUGGCUGCGGUUGAGAACAGCUAGUACGCAGACGUUAAAGAUCAUGGUUCAGAUCAACACCAGUGGGGAGGAAAGUAAACAUGGACUGCCUCCUGGUGAGACCGUGACCACGGUGAAACACAUUUUAUCCAAAUGCUCUGCCCUACACUUCUCCGGACUUAUGACCAUAGGUCGCUAUGGCUACGACCUAGCUGAUGGCCCUAACCCAGAUUUUCAGGCUUUGCUGAGUCGGCGACAGGAAGUGUGUGCCAGUCUACAACUGCCGCUUGAGGAUGUGGAGCUUAGUAUGGGCAUGUCCACUGACUUCGAACACGCGAUUGAGGUGGGUUCAACCAACGUGCGAGUGGGUAGUACUAUUUUUGGAAAUAGGGAUUAUCCCAACACUCCCACUCCCAGUCCAGAGAAAAAGUCCAAGGUUCCGACAGAAGAGGCAGCUAAGAAGAUGGAGCGUCUCACUGUGACAGAACAGUGAUGUCUCUCCUUCCUACACUCACAACAGGCUGAAAAGGAUUUAGAAUUUUAUGAGAUUUUCUGGAAUGAAACAACAGCAAGUUUCCACAGUAUGUCUUUAUGAUGUCUUUGGUUGAUGUAGUAGUUUUCUACAGAGCCCAUUCAUUUAUUUGAGCAUUUUUACAUGACGUUCGAUCUUUUAAGUUGACGUUGCAAACUUCUUCUCACAUUAGACAUAGAUUCUCAUUAAUCGAUUGAUGGUGUUGGAUAUAAGAAGUUCCUUACCUCACAUCUUGGUCUUGUGCCAACCCUAGAUUCAAUAGAUACUGUUUUACACGAUAACGGAAAUAGAGAUAAUUUGGAGAGUCAAGCAGAGGUCGACUCCCCCUUAUAUCAUGACGUAUGGUAUGAGUCGAUUAAAUUGUUUUGUAUGGUGUCAGAUAUUUGACAUUUUUAUAAUUGAUAAACCAAAUUAGAAAACAGUAGGUAAAGAGUGAUUCAUACCAUAUGUUUACAUUUCCGUGUUAUUUCAUUUUGUGUGAUGUCAGUGAUUUCUUCUUGUCUGAAUUAUUUGUUGGUGCAGUAAAAAAAAAUAAGAAUUAACCUAUGCAAAAAGGAAAUAGUUUAGUUUGUUCAGUUAUGAGAUUUUCUAUCCGAUAGUUAUUAUGGAACAAUAAGGCUGUAGUUACCAUCAAUGUAAAACUAAAUCCAUAACGGAGGGUGAUAAUGAUCACAUUCACUUAAACAAGAUACAGGGUUAAAUUAAAACUGAGGAAGGUGACGAGCAAUAAAAUAUUUAUUGAAAAUAACUUGUUAUAAAUAAAAAAAUCCUAUUCAGGAAAUGUAAAUGAAUGUUACAUAAACAAAAGAACCACAGAUGGGAAUCAAAUACUUUUUCCAUUUUUAUUGAGUACAUUGAAAUGACAGCCAACCAAAAGUGAAAACCUUGUGACUUUAUUCCUUGUCAUAACACUACAAUAUUGUAUUUGCAUCUUACUGAUAUCUAGAUUGUAACCUAAACCCAUGUUCAGUUUUGAAUAUCUCAAGGGUAUUUUAUCAUGGGCAUUCAAAUUUAAUCUGCACCUGAUUUAAUGAUUAGUUGGUCUUUAAAAAAAACGGGGCUGUUUGGACCUCUAGAAAUAUAAAUAAUGCCAUGUUUUCUGGAAUGAUACUGCUCUUCAACAGAAGGUAAGGAUGGGGAUGCCAUUCUACUUGUGAACUGGUGUUUGGGCGUGAACAGGUCAGUCAUUAAGAUAUCCCUAUUAUUAGCUAUGUUACAAUCAUGUUAGUAGACUAAAUCACAAUAUAGUCCAAAUACAAGUGUUUAAACCAAACGUAUACAGUUUUCAGAAAGACCAAGAUCUACAAAAUACUAGUAAUGUGGAUCUGACUGCUUAGUCCAAAGUGACACAUCAUUGAAAUUUGACUUUUGCCACUGCUUAUAUGUACAGUCCAACAAAGUGUAUACAACAGCUACACAGCAGUAGACCUAAUACAACAAAAUGGACACAGGUGCUGCUUACUUAUCACAAUAAUUAAAAUCACUGAAUAAUAAUGGACAAUACAAAACACACUGCAUCUCCUCAAUUCAUUUGCUUCCCGGGUUUAAAAGGUGCCAUCUGCAGUUGUUACAUACAUUUUUAGACUUAGAAAUUAAUAUGUUCCCAUUGAUUCUGGAGCUUCGUUCAACCGUUGUACCCCAUCAGAACCUAAAAUAUAAGCUUGUUUUACUCCAAUGUUUAUAAACAAAGUAAAUGUAAACACACAAUUUUGAUCUCAUAGUUGGUCAGUCCUUGAAUUUAUAGCUGUGACUAACAAUUUGUGUGGUUAAAUUUCUCCAGCCCUAUCCCUCAGCUGCAACUCCACCACUUCUCAACCUCAUUCAUUAUCUCCAGCAUAAUACCAGUGUUAACAUAUGUGAAAUGGCACAUUUAUUUUUAUAUAAAAAAAAUAAGUAAAGUUCUACCCGAUGACAUCAAAAGUUAAAACAUUUUAAAAACUGAUUUAAAACAGAUUUGUGGUGGUGACGUGGGGAGCAAGAAACUCAUGGCAGGUUUUGAAAAUCACUUUUUUUAGUACCUUAAAUGAGCUGGUUUCACAUGCGUACACUGAGGUUGAAAGUGGCGGAAUUGCCCUUUUUAAGCAUCUCUACUAAAUCACAUCGACACCAUGUCUCUCUGCCAGUCAGCUCUGUAUGGGUGUGAUGCCUGUCUGAUGCCAUCACUCAAUCAGUGAUGGCCUGUGAGCAUUACACCAACUUCUUGGCCUCAAAGAAGCUCUUGAGGUGCUUCAUCUGCCAGAUGCCAGUGACGAUGAGGAUAAGCGUCUGAGCUAUCGACCACCAAAGCACGCGCUGGUUGGUGCUCUCACUUGUCAUGCGGAACCGCUCCUCACGAUACUGUUAAAAGACAGACAUUCCACAACACGGAUUUGUAUAGCAUGUUUAAAUACCUUUCAAGAUUUUAUUAUCACAUAUGUUGUAGCUUAGUUAUUACACUCAAAAGGUAGACUUUAUCUUUCAACUUACCCGCUGAUAGUUUUGUUCUUUCUGGAUUUGUUCUACUUGGUCCAGUAAUUGUCGAGCUCUUAAUUGCAGCUCUGUGAGCUUGUCUUUUGCUGCGAUUUCAGGGUAGUUGUUGGUAUGCUCACCAACCUGAAUAUCCAGGUGGACUCUCUGUAAGAUAGAACACAAGGUUAUAAUGCCAGACUUGUGUAUGUGUGUCGUUAACAGGGUGAAUGGGCAAGAAAGAAAUAUGUAAGUGCCUUCGAACAGGGUAUGGUAGUCGGUGCCAGGCGCACCGGCUUGUGUCAAGAAUGGCAACGCUGCUGAGUUUUUCACGCUCAACAGUUUCCCUGUGUGUAUCAAGAAUGGUCCACCACCUAAACGACAUCCUGCUAACUUGACACAACUAUGGGAAGCAUUGGAGUCAACGUGGGCCAGAAUCCCUGUGGAACGCUUUCGACACCUUGUAGAGUCCAUGCCCCAAUGAAUUGAGGCUGUUCUGAGGGCAAAAUGGAGAGGGGGGGGGGGGGUGCAACUCAAUAUUAGGAAGGUAUUCUUAAUGUUUUGUAUUCUCAGUGUAUUUACUGCUUUAUGUAAGUUUUUUUUUUUUUUGUGUAAGAAAAUUUUUCUGAACAACCCAUUCUGUAUGAGCAACACAUUCCACUCAUACCAGUUUGCCACCAGCAAACAGGGCCAUCUUGGUGGAGUUGGAGAGCAGGCAGAUCUGGUGCUCGCCUGGUGUAUGGGAUGUGAAGGUGAACCGUCCAUCUGACCCAUACUGACGAGACAGGAUGAUCUAGAAUAAGAAGGAUUUGGAGAGAAAUAGAGACGAUGAAACACACAUGGAGGCAUUGUGUGCAUGAAGAUAUGAUAUUUAGAUUGUUGUCUUGUGUAUAUGUAUUGUGUGACGCAAAAUGAAUUGCCCUCAUUGAGGUCAUUCAAGUUUCCUGAAUAUACAAACUGUAGUGACUGUAAACAUUUGAGAGCGUGGUAACUUUAUUUCUAAUCUCUCAUGGACUGACAACGUAAAUUACGCAAAAUUGUUGUUCUGGGUUAACCGAGAUUACAUUACAUCUCUUUUCUCAUUGAUGGAAUGACCUUAGUAUCUGGAUCCUUGAUCUCCACAUGCAUUCCAAGGCCAGGGGUGGCUGGGAGGAACGAUCCGGUCUGCUUGUCCCACAGCUGGGUCCUGUAUUUCCCUAAAAAUAGAGAGAUGACAUUUGACAAAUAAAACAAUUUUAUGAAAGCUAUUCCUCAUAUCCUCAAUACACUGCACUGGCUCACCACAUAUUAAAUAAUCUUCUCAUCUUUUGUAGCUAGCUCGAAAACGAUUUUUAUUUAUUAAGACCCAUGUGAUAGAUAUUUUUCAUCCGUCUGGAAAUUAAAGACAUGCAUGCACUAACUGACUGAAUAAAAAUAGCCUAUGAGCCAGAAGCAGCUAACUAGCUAGCUAACGUUAACCAGCUAUAGCUAACGCUAAAACCAUAGCUAGCUAACUUACCAAUAACCAUAGUUUCAUCUGGAAUUUCCUCUAUAAAGCAUUUUUUCUCCGUCUCCCCAAUGUGAAAAUAGAGAGCGUAACUUGGAGAGAGCCAAGCAAAUAAUAUGAUAAUUCCGGCGCCAGGUAGAGUGAGCAUCAUGUCAAAACAGCUUUGUUGUCACCAUCAACAGUCAGCGCAGUAGAUGCUAGUGAUGGGUCGUUCGCGAACAAACGGCUCUUUUUGAACGGAUCUCUUUGGUGAACGUUGGGAACCGAACCGCAUCGGUGAAAGAGCCGUUCAUUUGGUUCCCUGAUUUGCAUACUGCUACUACUGCUAUUUGAGCUCAAAUCAACGUUUUUCUGUAGAUAAUUUAGAAAAUAAUGAUCCAAAGAGGAUGAAUCCUCACUGCAGAAACAAUAGUGGAGAGAGCGCGUCAAUCUGAUCCGUUUGGGAGCCAAACGAGCCGGCUCUUUUACGUGAACGGAGCCGAUUGAGCCGGCUCACUAAAAAGAGUCAGAAUGCCCAUCACUAGUAGAUGCAAGCAGCUGCUGCUGUACUUUUAUUUUGAAACCCCGUCGGAAGUGUUUUUAAUUUUUUUACAGGAUCGCACACUACCCAGAAUGCACUUCACCGAGACAGAUUUUGGUGGCGUUAUGAUGCGAGAAUAUCUCGGCAUCUACAAUUGCAUUUUACUGUGGGACGUUAUAAAACGGUGUUUGGAUGUUGUAAAGACAAUUUGUCUGUGGCAUUUAGCUAUUUUUUUCUGAUUCAAAGUUAUCCUCAUGGCUUAGUACAAUGCAGUAACGUAAACUCACCCCAUUCCGUACAAAUGUGCGCAACCGCAACAUUCAAACGAGGCUACAAAGAAAUCUAAUGGGACUGUAGCGACUGUGUUGACUUCAAAAUCGGGAGUGUGAACUAGGUUUCUAUUCAAGCGUUGAUCGUUCAUUUCUAGCGAGAAAUGUGUUAAAGCUGCGGUGUAAGCAAGAUAAUCAACUCUGUUUUCUGGGAAAUAAUGCAACUCUGUGGAAGGUUGGUGCCACAAUGAGCCAGAUAUUUCACAGGAUGUGUAAAUGUGAAGCAUCCGGUUGGCGUUUCCACUCACUACCAGAUAUGGUGGUGAGAGUAAGCCCAGUGGCCGGCAGUGGGAGGAGAUGGAUUUUGUCCGACAUUCUACUAAUUUUCUCAUCAAUGAAACAUUUGAUGUCCAUACCGUCCCCCCACCAAAAAACUAGAAUCUGUAACAAAGAAUCUGAAAAAAUUCUGUUUAGAAAGAGUGCCAGGACGAAUUUAGUUAUUGCACAUACGCACUUCAGAGUAGGCGCUCCCUAACGGAAAUAUGCAAUUAAAUGUUAUAAAGUGUCAACAGGAUCUCACUAGUUCGUGCUUGGUUCUGCCCACCUCGUUUUGUCCAAUGUUGUUCAUAGAGCUAAUGGUGUGGAGUAGCUGAUGUAUAGUUGAAGUCGGAAGUUAACAUACACCUUAGCCAAAUACAUUUAAACUCAGUUUUUCAUAAUUCCUUACAUUUAAUCCUAGUAAAAAUUCCCUGUUUUAGGUCAGUUAGGAUCACCACUUUAUUUUAAUCACGUGAAAUGUCAGAAUAAUAGUAGAGUGAUCUAUUUCAGCUUUUAUUUCUUUCAUCACAUUCCCAGUGGGUCAGAAGUUUACAUGCACUCAAUUAGUAUUUGGUAGCAUUGCCUUUAAAUUGUUUAACUUGGUUCAAGCGUUUUGUGUAGCUUUCCACAAGCUUCCCACAAUAAGUUGGGUGAAUUUUGGCCCAUUCCUCCUGACAGUGCUGGUGUAACUGAGUCAGGUUUGUAGGCCUCCUUGCUCACACACACUUUUUCAGUUCUGCCUACAAAUGUUCUAUGUGAUUGAGGUCAGGGCUUUGUGAUGGCAUCUCCAGUACCUUGACUUUGUUGUCCUUAAGCCAUUUUGCCACAAUUUUGGAAGUAUGCUUUGGGUCAUUGUCCAUUUGGAAGACCCAUUUGCAACCAAGCUCUAACUUUGAUGUCUUGAGCACCCCCACAACAUGAUGCUGCCACCCCCGUGCUUCGCGGUUGGGAUGGUGUUCUUCGGCUUGCAACCCUCCCCCUUUUCCCUCCAAACAGAACAAUGGUCGUUAUGGCCAAACAGUUCUAUUUUUGUUUCUUCAGACCAGAGGACAUUUCUCCAAAAAGUAUGAUCUUUGUCCCCAUGUGCAGUUGCAAACCGUAUUCUGUCUUUUUUUAUGGCGGUUUUGGAGCAGUGGAAGCCACUUCCUUGCUGAGCGGCCUUUCAGGUUAUGUCGAUAGAGGACCUGUUUUACUGUGGAUAUAGAUACUUUUGACCUGUUUCCUCCAGCAUCUUCACAAGGUCCUUUGCUGUUGUUCUGAGAUUGAUUUGCACUUGUGUUUAUACUUGCGGAAUAUUGUCUGUACAGAUGAACGUGGUACCUUCAGGCGUUUGGAAAUUGCUCUCAAGGAUGAACCAGACUUGUGGAGGUCUACAAUUAUUUUUCUGAGGUCUUAGCUGAUUUCUUUUGAUUUUCCCAAGAUGUCAAGCAAAGAGGCACUAAGUUUGAAGGUUUGCCUUGAAAUACAUCCACAGGUACACCUCCAAUUGACUCAAAUGAUGUCAAUUAGCCUAUCAGAAGCUUCUAAAGCCAUGACCUAAUUUUCUGGAAUUUUCCAAGCUGUUUAAAGGCACAGUCAACUUAGUGUAUGUAAACUUCUGACCCACGGGAAUUGUGAUACAGUGAAUUAUAAGUGAAAUAAUCUGUCUGUAAACAAUUGUUGGAAAAAUUACUUGUCAUGCACCGACUUUCCAAAACUAUAGUUUGUUUACAAGACAUUUGUGGAGUGGUUGAAAAACUAGCUUUAAUGACUUAAACCUAAGUGUAUGUAAACUUCCGACUUCAACUGUACAUCAAAGAGGAUUUGAUCAUCCCACAUGUGAGUGCUGCCGGACUGGUUAUUCCUUGAUAGAUUUACAGAUCUUCCUGAUCUUAAAUUGAACAAUUAUCUCUCUGUUUUCUUGUACGUCACAGUUAAUUAUCGCUCUGUUUUCUCUUACGUCGCAGUUAAUUAUCGCUCUGUGUUCUCUUACGUCGCAGUUAAUUAUCGCUCUGUGUGUUCUCUUACGUCGCAGUUAAUUAUCGCUCUGUGUGUUCUCUUAUGUCGCAGUUAAUUAUCGCUCUGUGUGUUCUCUUACGUCGCAGUUAAUUAUCGCUCUGUGUGUUCUCUUACAUCGCAGUUAAUUAUUGCUCUGUGUGUUCUCUUACGUCGCAGUUAAUUAUCGCUCUGUGUGUUCUCUUACGUCGCAGUUAAUUAUCGCUCUGUGUGUUCUCUUACGUCGCAGUUAAUUAUCGCUCUGUUUUUCUUUUAGCAUCACAGUUUCUAUGACUUCAUUGUGAUGAAAGCUUGAGGCAAAAACAAACUAAAAUGUGCGGUAUAUUGAAAUAUGUAAGUUCAACUUUAUUCUACCAUAGGUCCACUCUUCAGCUUCGAUGUCCACAAUGACAUUCGGCUGGUGAAUGACGCCACCGUUGAAAAAGACGAGGUCAGGAGAUCUGUAUUUGUUUAAUCACAAUUAAUAUACUAUUCAAAUGCGUUUUUGUUACCUUUUCGAAUCAAAUGUAUUUGUCAGUGCAGCUUUAACACUGGUGAGCCUCCUUGGUAUGUCGUAGUCUCACACAGGUAGAGUGGUGCUGAGGAGCUGGUAUGAGAAGAACAAGCACAUCUUCCCUGCUAGUCGCUGGGAGACCUAUGACCCCGGAGAAGAAAUGGGACAAAUACACCAUCCGGUGAAAAUAUUGCCUUCAGGAUCAUUCUGGACCAGGAUUUUAUUUUCAUGUUUUACUAUUAAUGUAUUGUCAGAUGCAUUCUCCUUUCAGAUGAAUACAUUUCAUUAACUUUAAAACAUGAGUUUACUCUUCAUUGUUACUCCUCUACCUUUUUAUUUAAAUUCCCCAAAGUGUUGUUGCCUAAAUCAUGAAACCGUAGUGAUCUCUUUACCAAUAACAUAACAGUUCUGUUAAAGAAAUAUUCCCAUUUGAAUUCCUAUGAAAAUAUUUCCUUUAAUAAAAAAUUUAAAAAAAUACAAAUAAACCUACAGUUGGAUGCUGUCCACUGUGUUGAUAUAAAUUAGAUUAUAUCAACUUGAUUUAUUUAUAUUAUUAAAAAUAUAUAUUUUAA
Messenger RNA from Salvelinus fontinalis (brook trout), 9176 nucleotides. Its product is annotated as pyridoxal phosphate homeostasis protein-like. Gene Ontology annotation, molecular function: pyridoxal phosphate binding. The coding region runs from base 191 to 1039 and encodes 282 amino acids. The record is from RefSeq and is a predicted model, not a curated record. The transcript has 9 exons. Gene Ontology annotation, cellular component: intracellular anatomical structure. NCBI's taxonomy places the organism in Eukaryota, Metazoa, Chordata, Actinopteri, Salmoniformes, Salmonidae.